AUGUUGAUUGGUAAGUUAGCUGAUGUACAGUUGGCGUUCUAUCAAUCCUAUCAUUCAAAUAAAAUCAACCAACUCAUUCAUUUCAUUUUCAUCCCUCAAAUAUUAUGGUCUGGUCUGAUCAUCCUUUCUCACGUUCCAUGGCCAGGGACCAUCCCCAAAGUUUGGUUUGAUGGAGCGGCAUUUCAACCUUCUCUCGCUCUAGCCCUCAUCGCUGCUUUUCAGACUUACUACAUCGUUUUAGAUCCUCUGGCAGGGACCGCCUAUCUACCAGUGGCGAUCUUGUUUUACUUAUCUGCCACUUGGCUCAAAGUGGUAGCACCCGCUUGGUUACCUUUCAGCUCUCAUGCCCACCCGACUGCAGCACCGUUCGGAUGGACUGUAUUCGUUGUGGCGUGGAUAGCACAGUUUAUAGGACAUGGUGUGUUCGAGCAUAGAGCUCCGGCAUUGACUGAUAAUUUGGUGCAGGCACUGGUCACUGCACCUUUCUUCGUCCAUAUGGAGUUCCUCUUCUACGUCUUCAAUUAUCGUCCAGAGGUACAAAAAAGGGUUAAAGACGCCGCGGGUGUGAGAAUUAGGGAGAUGAACCGGGUUGCGAAGAACAAAGUCAAGUAG
Tremella mesenterica DSM 1558 is the source of this 612-nucleotide messenger RNA. RefSeq lists its product as uncharacterized. The transcript is spliced from 5 exons. Gene Ontology annotation, biological process: sphingoid catabolic process. Gene Ontology annotation, cellular component: endoplasmic reticulum. The coding region runs from base 1 to 612 and encodes 203 amino acids. Lineage: Eukaryota; Fungi; Basidiomycota; Tremellomycetes; Tremellales; Tremellaceae. The record is from RefSeq and is a predicted model, not a curated record.